Mugil cephalus (flathead mullet) is the source of this 8168-nucleotide messenger RNA. RefSeq lists its product as uncharacterized. NCBI's taxonomy places the organism in Eukaryota, Metazoa, Chordata, Actinopteri, Mugiliformes, Mugilidae. The transcript is spliced from 3 exons. The record is from RefSeq and is a predicted model, not a curated record. Bases 833 to 6661 code for a protein of 1942 amino acids.
AAAAAAAAAGUUACCACUUCAGUUACAUCAGUUUUAUUUGUUGUAAGUUUGUUAAAAGUCAAACCCAGAACAAACAAGAACAGUUUGAACAGUUUGAACAUUUUUGAACAUUUCUCAAAAAUGAAAUUGAACAUACAAAAUAAAAAUAUUGUUAGCAAAAAUCUGAUCUUAUGUGUUUAACAUAAUCAGUCCAUUUAAACCACGUCCUAUAAAAUGUCUCAGUUUGUAUUUUGGGUGAAUAGGAUAAUUUUUUCAUAUAUCUCGAGUCACAUCUAAUCAUUCUUCAAUGGUGGGAGGAUCUGGUGUUGACCACCUACUGGAGAUACAGCCUUUUUGCUUGCAGCCAAGAGUAUAAGCAAGACUGAAGUUCCACGUUUAUCAACUACCAACUAUUCCUGAUUGAUUCUUUUAAUGAUUAUUCAUAAAUGUUGUACCAUUUAUCCAGAGGAGCUGCAAACCAGUGAACUUCAGUCUGGCCUGCGUUCCUUCGCAGCGCUCUCCUAAGAUGCUGCAAACAAAAGCGAGCACCUUCCUUCAGGUGGAGGUGUCCGUCGCCGGCCUGUAGGGGCUGCACCUCAGCCAUCUCAGGUGGCUCGGAAACCCCCCGCGUGCUCCCUGCGACACGCACUGAAGGCACUGGUUUUAUUUUUGGAGCGGCCGCGGGCGCUGUGACUCGCUCGCUGCGGCUCCAGUUCACUUCAGGAUGAGACGGCCCUGUGGCACUCUGAGCUGGGAUUAACAAGCAGAGAGCAGUUUGUCCCCCGACAGCCGCUCGCUGAAGCCUGUCCAUCAAAACGCAAGCGACACACACAUUUCCCCUUCAGAGUGCGAAAUGCUGAUGGAAGUCAGCUACAGUAACGGGCUGGAGCCUGACCUUUCCCAACAGUAUCCUCCGCCCUUGCUGCCAAAACCGGGCAAAGACAACGCAAGGCUUCAGAAACUCAAGAAGAAGAGAGCCAAGAAGAAAGGCAGCCUCUCUCAGACGCCCAUCCCCUUUCGCUCCUGUUUGUCCCCCGUCAACGAAGCAAGCACAGACCUCGAGCACAGUGACCAGUCCAGCCCACCGAGGACGCCAGAUUCAGCCUACAUUGCAGACUCCUCGGUGCCCAGUUUCCCCUUUGGCUCCCUCUAUGAUCACCCUGCAUCUGCAUUCCCUCAACCUCAGAGCAAACCCUGUGGCCAAACUGGCGGCUUCUCCCCUCAGUCCUACGCAGCUCAGAUCAGGACUUAUGAAGAGCAGGUGGCGCCUCUGUAUGAGUGCUCCUCGUUCUUAUUUGACGAUGCGACUCCUUUCAUGAUACCACCUUUGACUUCUCCACCCCGAUCGCCACCUGAGCGGGUUACAGCACCACCUCCUCCCUCUGUUCUCAAUUUAAACAUGGCACCAAAUUCCCAUGGGGCAGUCACAACAGUCCCUCCAGUCCCUGUGUUGCAGUCAAGCCCUAAAAUAUCAACCCACAGUCUGACCCUAUCCCCAGCUGCCCCCAAUGGUGGCCCAGGCCUGGCACCUUCUCAGGUUGCAGACCUACCCCCUGUUCCCAUGUUGCUAUCGGUUUCAAACACUCAACCUUUUAUUUCCAGCCAGAGGGAGACAAACGGCGGUUCAAAGGACAACCCUCAGAGCCAGACAUCAUCGUGGAUUGCCAAGCCAACCAGUAAUGGCAGCUUUGUUCCAAGUCACAUGCCCUCUGAGGUAACCGCCUCAAAAAUAUCACUUGUUGAUGCAGUGAAAGAGACGAGGCCUGAAGCAGCACAAACUAGGAUUUACACAUCAAAAGCAACGUUUUAUGAGAUCUCUAAACCUCCGUCUAUCCAGGACAUCACAGUAACUAAUCCAUCUGACCAGGGAACACUUUUACCUGCAGAGUUGAGGGAGAAAACUGGUGUGUCCGUGAUGAAAACUGACACAUUGUCUGCACCCAGGUCCCAGUGUGGAAGGCCCAAGACACCCUCUUGUACACCAGCUCGAGUAUCCACACCCAUUUUUGAAAUGUCAAAACCAAACCCGCUUUUAUUUGCUGCAACUCCAGUUUUCAACUCCUCACACGAAAAACCAGCACCUGCUAUUUCCAACGAGGCUCCAAAAGAGAAACUAGCAAUUCAACCCAAUCCCAUAAGCAAAGCUCCAGCCACCACAAACGAGUGGAAGCAGACUGAUAUGAAUCACUCAUUUUCCACCGAACAAGCAGCCAGCAAUUACAAAGAAAAAGAGAUCCAAAAUACACGAAGAAGUACAUUGAAUUUAAGCUUUGCCAAUACUGAGCUAUACCCCAGAGAGAUUAUGACUGAAUCUGGCUUCUUUGUGGGCAAACCAGCAGUAACAGAACCACAAAACACCCUUCAACAACCAACAGACCAAGCAACAGAAAAGGAACUUUCAUCUUUGCCAAAGGUCCCGUAUUUUCUUUCUGUACCAAAGACUUUCAACCCCACUGUAAUAUCUUUGCAAUCACAACCAAGCCCAAGCCCUGCAAUCUCCCCCCAUCGUCCUCCCGUGGUCGAGGCUCGCAAGUCUCUGUCAUCACUUCUGGAGACUCAGAUGUCAUUAGCGACCUCAAAGCCCAAAUCAAGGUCGACGUAUUACGGGCUUACACCAGCUGAGUAUGUUGCCUAUGGUGGAAUUAGGACUCUCGCAUCACAUCAAAACACUGUACCCACUAUGGUUAAUGAAACAUCAUCACAUAAAACACUCUCAGACAUACCUGCAGAUGGAUCGCAUGUCUCAAAGCUUGAGAAACAGCUCAACGGACAUGAGGAUCCAACCUCUUUGGCCAACAGUUUACAACAUGUGUCGCCUCCAAAGGAAUCAGAACUUCCAGCUGUACGGACUGCCACGCGUAGUAAAAGCAUCUUUGAUGAAAGUGAGUUUGAAGCUCACAGUAUUGGAAUAAAAUCACCUAACUCAUCUAAUGUGGACGUAAUAAAAGCUGAACAUCCCCUUGCCUUGGCAGAGAAAACAAUUCAACAACCCACAAGUGAUGUAUCCACAACAAAAGCCUCAUACUCAGAGGCUCCAAUACCAGUACCUAAAGCAGGUGAGGUACACACAGCGACCCCAUGCCUGACUGAUAGAAGUGGUCUGUUGAGUUCUUCCCCCCCUUUAGUGAAAGAUUUGAAUACAGGAACACAGCAAGAGUUUAAUAAAAACUGUUCAGGGAAAGCCAGUGCUACAAAUACAACAGAACAGACAGGACAGAUAGAAAUACCUCAAAUCCAGAAUUUGCAACCUUCUGGUGGAGUCAGUCCAUCGAUAGCCACUGCCAAGCCUGUUAAAAACCAUCAAAAUCUGGUUGUUCAGCCUCCUGCCACACAAUUAGAGCCCAAAUUCACAAAGAAUGGUGGUAUAAAUGGUGCACCUAUCUUAGGAAUUCAACAAUCCACCAAAGUAGUUUCAGAAACCCCAGUACUGAGGCAACUGGCUACUGAAGCCAUCUUACACAAACAAAGGGAAGAGCUCAUGCACCAAAUCAAAACUAGCAGUGAGGUUAUUCUGCCCAAUAAGACAAACACAGGGAACAUUUUGCCUUCUAUGGCAGCUAAUAUGGAACCUAACAAAACAAACGCUGGCCCCCAGUUAUCAAAUACAUUUUCAAAUGAACCAGUCAUCCCUACCACACCCUCGAUGUUGCCUCACAAGCCUGUCAUGGCAUCCGUAUGUCCUGCACAGUUUGGUAUCUGCACAGUAUCCUCACCUGAGCAAAGCACCAAAUUCACGAAACCACCCAGAGCAGAAACUCAAGUUUACAGACAUAAUCAAACUGUAGAAAACAAGGUCCAUUUACCUCCAUCAAGUGUACCCAAUAUACCUGCUAUAAAUACUAUCUUGCCAUGUAAACCUACUACAGAGACUAAACUACCUACCCAACAAGUUACUGCUACCAGAUCACCUAAUAUUUCAGACAUUAAGGUUCCUUCAGAGGCAAACUCAUUGAAUUCUCCGACAAAAGUGCAACAGAAGUUAACCAAUGGUAGUGAGAACAUAUUUGUAAAAGCACAGACUAGCAUAGCAUCCAGUGGCCAAGGAAAUGUUGUUCAAGGUGCAAGUUUCUACACAAGAUCUGCAGGAGAAUAUUCACAAGCAAAUAAAGCCACUCUUAGCACCAAAGAUACAGUGAUGUUUAGCCAAGCAAAUACAGAAGCCAAAAUCCUUGCACAUAUUAAUACUGACAAUAACAGAUGCAGCAGCCUGACAGCACAAAAAGGAGUGAAUUCACAACUCAUCACUGAGACAGUGGGUUUACUGACAGGAAAAAUACCACUGGAGCAUCUUCCCAUUACAUCUGUCACAGCAGAAAAUCUUCAAACAAAACGUGUUAUUGAAACAAAUCCAACUUCUAAUCUUACUUCUAAUUCAAACCCGCUUAGCAAUGAAGCCAAAAUAUCCAACAAACCAGCUCCAAACCAGCUGAGGUCUUUCACAGACCCGGUUUCACCAAGCGGUGUAGCUAUCCAACACAAACCUGCACCAUCAAACAAGGUCUACCUGGGUGAUAAUGUUCAAAAUAUUCCUGUUGCUGAAAUCAAAGUCCCCAACAAGCCUCUACCAAUAACAGCAAGCCCAACACUGAGCAGUAAACCAACAUUUAAUGCUACUGAAGUCAGUAAACCUACCAUCCCCUCUAGCCCCACGAUGAGGCACGUAACACCAAAAAGUCCUCAGAUGAAACCACAGCGACCUGAGAGUCGACCUGUAAUGACACCAACCGUGAAUACAAAUUCAGGUUUUGGCUCUGCUGAUGGUAAAUUGUUCACUAGUCCCCCUGUUGAGAAGAGACCAUCUGGAACAUUGGGACACCAAAUUACCACUAAAACCACAGUAAAAGAACAAUCUUCAUUCAUUCAGACGAUUUUAGAUAGUAAACCCAUGAUGAGUCCACCUACCAAAAUAAAACAAUCCAUAACAUCUAAGACAGAGACAAUAGCUUCCAUUACCACUGGUUAUACCACAGCUAACACAUCUGGUAUCCGCAUGGACAGGAAGACCACACAAGCAGCCAGGUCAAGUCAAAUCACUUUAAAUGGAGUUCAAUCGUCUGUCAAUUCAAUGAGCUCUCAGAUCUUAGUUCAACAGUUUAGUUCUGUUAAUGAAACAAACGCUGUGAAUCCCCAACCCCUCUCUCCAGUUGGUUUAAAUAUCCAACCUGUUACAAAUAUUCAGCCUCUCAGUGAAGCCAUCAGAGAUGUUAAAGCCCCAAAUAGUCCUCCAACAGCAACCAAACCUUGGACUAGAACCAGAUCUUCCCCUCUACCAGAGCCAAGAGUGUGCACACCUAGACAAACCUACACUCCAACCAUACCUCAGGCCUCUCAAACCCCUGUCCCCUUAAACCCCUUGACAGGAACAAACCCCUCGUUGGUCGCUGUGAAAGACCAGAUGACCCAUUUUCUAACUAAUGCACCUACUAGUGCUGUUCAGCCAUCUCCUAAAUCAAUCAUGGAAAAUAUCCCUAAACAAGAAAUAAAACCACCACCAUCUAAGGAGGCUUUAGUUCCUGAGGUAAAGACACAUCCCCAAAUGCAACACAUAAAAACAAACCUAGCAUCAAAUUCUGGUAAAGAGGAAAAACUGUCUUCACUCAGCACCAAAGCUAGCUCUCCCACCGAAACUGGUCCUGUUUCAACAAAUAGGAAAGCCCCUGUUAAGCAGGUAGAGCCAAGACCUUCCUCUGCCGCUGUAGAAGCAAAACCCUCAGCUGUAAAAACAGAAUCCCUAAAGUCUCUCCCCGGCCUGAUCCAGGUUAGCAGUAAUGUUCAGCCUCCGCCACAGCAACCGGUAGAGAACAUUUCCCCUGCAAAACCAACAACAGAUACUGUCAUGAAACCAUCCAUAGUUAAAGCCGCUGUGAUUGACUCUGCCACUCCUGCCUCUCUGCCUCAGGCCUCAGUCUCAGUCAAAGCUCCAUCAUCAAACAGAGGAACGUCACCGCCAUCUCAGCAAAAAACUGGACUCAAAGACAAGGACCUUCAGAUGACCAAAACUUCAGCUGCACCGAUGGAGGUCCCGGCGAUCGAACCCUCCACGAAGUCAGCGACAUCAACUGCAUCUUCAACUGAUGGGAAGAAGUCCAUCACGGCGGAAUCGUCCUCUUCAUCCACUGAGCUCAAGUCGGCCAAGACACCGAAAGGCCUGAAAGGGAAACUCAGUGGGUGGACACGGCUGAAGAAGCACAUGGUCGUGGAGCCAGACGAACCCACAUUUCCAGAGGUCAAACCUAAGGCUGAUCCCAGUGUCGACAAUGAGAAAUCAAAUCAAGUCACUACUGAGGCGUCUACAAAUGACCAACCUGCCAAUCAGGAGGUGGCUGGUCCUGUGGCGUUGAAGAUGUGGGACGCACUCCUGUUUCAGAUGUUCUCCACGAAAGAGAAAAUCAUGCACCAGCUCAAUACCGCCAAGAAAGACUCGGACAAGAAGAAGCCCUCUAAUGACAAGCAGGGGGAAUUACCUUCCUUCGUCAACCGCCUGCCAGUUUUACUGUACAGCCCUCGCUUCGAUGCCCGGAAGUUGAAAGAAGCGGCAGAGAAGCCGCUCACGAAAAUAGCAGCAGUGUUUGAAAGGGGGCUAAUAAAGCGUAAAUGUCAGGAGGACGAGCCUAAGGACUUCAACAGAACAGCCAGAGGAUUUGGUUCAGUGAAAAAUACUGAAGAAGAGAAUGAUAAGUGAUUUAUAAUGGAUUUAUUUCAUGUGUUCUUGUGUAGGAUGGAGCCACAGAGGAAAAGAAAAAAAAUGGAUUUCUCUGAUAGAAUAGCUCAAGGUAAAGGAUUAAAAAUGAUUGAUUGCUGCUUAAUCACAAACUACUUGACUGAAUGCUUGAUAUAGUAGUUUACUGCUGUCUUAAGAUGUAUUCUAAGAUUGAAAAUACCAGAGUAAAAUUAUCCCUAUAUCCUAUCACGAAUGUGAAAGUUACCUGUUAAAUAUAUUGGAGCCAAAAAAUGACAGUAAAGCUUUAAUCCUGCCCUUUUAAUGAAGUCAAAUUAGUAUGUGAGGAAAAGAAAGAAGUAGUCUCUGUUACUGUACUUUUCUGUUUUCAAUUGAUGAUGGUCUAGAUUUAGUAAGAUUUGAAUUAAAGUAUAAUUAGUAGCUUGUUUCACAAUGUUUUUCUAUUUUUCUAAUCAAAAUGAGGCUUUUAGUGUACACCGCUGGUAGGCAGUCUUUUUUUCUAAUCUCUGUAAUAAAUAGGGCUUUUACAUUCCUGGAACAACAGGGCAGAUGGAUUUUGUAAGAAGAAAAGAUGGAUGAAAUGAGUGAAGGUAUGGUCUGGGUAAAUUUAGGUUUCUGCAAGUCAGACAUGGAUGGGAAGGAUGUGACUCUAAGUUGGGCCGUAGGCUGGUGAAUGUUGGGACUGGAACAAUUUGACCCGUGCUAGCAGCUCUAGGAAUAUCAAUGUUUGUGUUUUGGUCAAGCAUUUUGAACUUGAUUGGAAUUAUUGGACCAUAGUGAAGAUAAUAUGUUUGGUUUUGAGUGAAAGAUUUGUACAAGUGAUAGAUUGUUAUGAGGUUUGACUUCCAAGGUCAGGCGAAAUUAUUUCUGCUGUAAAGAAUGGAGGUCAAUGGUGAUUGACUCGUUGGCCUCUAGUGGCCAUUAGAGGAACUGCAGUUAUUUGGCUUCAUUCACUUCAUUUUUCAGCCCCAGACGAUGAUGCUCUGUUUUUUUGCAAUAAAUAGUUUGGCAAUGCUGCUAGCAUAUGGGUGUAAAUUCCAUCAAAUUAAACGUAACAAUUAAUUUAUUCGUGGAAAAUAAUUGUCCAGGACUUUUAUACUAUAGAGUCUAGAUUGUAAUUAACAUGUAGACCACAGACUGAAGAUGAUGGUAAUGAUGAUGAUGUGAUGAUGAGGAGGAAGAGGCCUGCUGUAAGACGACAACUAAAUGACACGUAGCGACAGCUGGAGAUAGUAGAUGUGUAUUUUUUAAUAAGUUUGAAGGAUUAUGGUGCUGCCAUAUCAGGUAUAUUCACACUGCUGUUGUGUUUCUUUCAUUUGUCUUGAUUUUAAAUUCAAAUUGUUGUUUUACCCCAUGCCCCCCGAGAUGAAGAUCGUAAUGUGGAAUACUCUUUGGUUAGGGUGACUUAACCAACAUAAGCUUAACACGGCCCCAUUUAUUACACUGAUGCUCAACGUGUCUUGUUUAUUGUGUGACUUUUUAAAAAUGCAUAAAAUGUUGUGGAACUCUU